Vanessa tameamea is the source of this 1107-nucleotide messenger RNA. Its product is annotated as paired mesoderm homeobox protein 2A-like. Bases 1 to 1107 code for a protein of 368 amino acids. Lineage: Eukaryota; Metazoa; Arthropoda; Insecta; Lepidoptera; Nymphalidae. The transcript has 5 exons. Gene Ontology annotation, biological process: regulation of transcription by RNA polymerase II. The record is from RefSeq and is a predicted model, not a curated record. Gene Ontology annotation, molecular function: DNA-binding transcription factor activity, RNA polymerase II-specific; RNA polymerase II transcription regulatory region sequence-specific DNA binding.
AUGACAAAGAAACUGUCGGCGAAAAGAAAAUGGGGCGAGCGCGCGGUCCUCCGUGUCGGUAAAAACUAUCCUUGUGAUCCGAUACCAUCUGUAAUCGGCAUAAUUCGAUAUACUCACGGCUCAUCCAAUUAUGUGGCUGUGAGCUCUCGCGACCUCCGACACGCAAAGAACGCGCCCCGCGCGGCGCGCCACUUUUGGCGGGAGCUGAACAUUUUUCGUUUCUUAGGUUUCGGAGCCGAUGUUAGAAAGUGCGUUAAAAAAAUAGGUGCAGCAAUGGAGUACGGGUAUCUGAGCGGUGCCGGUGGUGGGUUCGACAGCGGUUGCCUGGGUUCCGGCGGUGGAGAACUGUCAUGGGGCGAGUUGGCGUCAUGUGGACAGAUGUCGCAAGCUGCCUACCGCUACCAAGGCAUGCGUUACCAACCGCCGCCGCCACAGUGUGCGCGCCCUCAGGAUGCUGCUAUGAGGAAUCACCACAUAUUCCCGCCGGCUAUGAAUUUACAACCUGGUCUCCCUUACAAAGUAUAUGGGGGACAUGAAGGUUCCUUGACAGAGAAACGGAAGCAGCGUCGAAUCCGGACUACAUUCACAUCAGCACAGCUUAAAGAGUUAGAGAGAGCCUUCCAAGAGACACAUUACCCCGACAUUUACACAAGAGAGGAAAUAGCAAUGAAAAUAGACUUAACAGAAGCUAGAGUACAGGUAUGGUUUCAAAAUAGGCGCGCCAAGUUCCGAAAACAAGAACGAUUAGCCCAGCAGAAAGCGGGUGAAGCGCCUGUGAAGGCAGAAGGUAAACGUGACAAGCCAGGCUCUCCCGCGACCUCACCGCAUCCGCCGCCGUCAGCACAGCCUCCGCACCACACCCUGCCACACCUAUCGCCGCCUGAUUUAAAACCGAUCACCUCAGCAGCUAACAAAUUAUGUGAGGAGUUAAACGGUGUUGGUGGUUCUGAACCCCCAGUGAGCGGAGUCGGAGGCGGCAAGUGGGCAGGCGGAUGCGGACUUCUACGCCAGCCUUCGGGUUUCCCAUUGCUCGGGGUGGCGCCACCCAACUACUUACUCUCUGACCACCUUGGCACACUGGCCAAAACAAAUAACCAUCUUUUCUAA